AUGAUUGGUCAGGGCUCGGAGACCGGGCUCAGCCAAUCAGAGGCAGCGUGGGAAAAGAGAAAGCUGAGCGGAGGAGACGAGAUGGAGGAGGCUCGGGAGGAGGAGGAGGAGGAGGUGCAGGAGGAGACGCUGGACGACUGGUUCAUCGAGUCCCUGACAACGUACAAAGACCUGCAUGUGUAUCAGCUGGAGCGUCCCACACACGUCCUGGAGUGGACAUCAGGGAAGACCGUCUGUGUUGCAGGAAGCGUCGCCUCUAAAAGUGAAAUGUUGGAGCUUCGUCUUCCUCUGAGACUCUUAGCCGAUGAGAACAAGGGUCUCUGUGCAGAGCGGGACUUUAAAGUUAUCCACGGUGGUUUCGCAGAGGGACCCAUUCGCUGCCUCAGACACGUCCCGGGGACAAGGUGCGUUGUGACCAGUGAUGGGCGGAGUGCCGACCUGGAGGUGUGGGAGCUCGGAGGAGACGGCAGCGACGUGAUCCGGAGAACGGCCAGCGUUAAGAGGAGGAGCAGCGUUUCUGAGGGACGCUGCAGGAUCGCAGCUCGACUCUGCUCACAGCCACAGAUCCUCCACGGCGCCCUGAGCAGCGACAUCCAGCUGACUGAGCUGACCUCAGGACACAUUCUUUACCAACUAGAGACGGACGCGGCGGAUCCUCUGAGUUCUUUACAGUUUGUUAGUGACAGUGUUUUCCUCGCCGGCUGCUCUCAGGGGAACGUCUACGUCGCCGACACUCGGACUUCUUCUGCUCCUCAGGUUUCACCUCCACCUGCGUCGUCUGGCAAAUCAGCUCUGUGGUGGACGGACGCCUCCGGAGGUCCAGACCCGUCCAGCUGCAGGGUCAUCAGGCUGUCCUCCUCCGGCGAGGCGGUGGUUUCUGACCUGAGGAACCCGGGAGGAGCCGUGAGUCGAGCUCGGCUGGACGUGCAGACCCGCCGCAGCCGCCCGGAGGACGUCCGGCUGUCGUGGGCUCCGGCGCUGGACGACUGUGUGGCAGUGUCAGGUUUCGGUGGAACGGUUCAGAUCUACAACACGUGUGCGUGGAGGGCGGAGCUGCAGGAAGUCCAGCCGCUGUUUGAGCACCGAGGUCACGUGGUGUCAAACCGACGGCCUGAUGUGGUAACUCACCACGUCUGGCAUCCUGAGCGGCCGCGGACGCUGCUGUCCGCGGCCUCGGACGGAUCCGUCCACGUGUGGGACUGGGUGGACCGCUCGGCUUCGGACUAAACACUCAUGGAAUCAGACUUGUUUUUAUUCUCGCCAGGAAAUAUUUACAUCCCAGACAAAUGUAAGAACCACAUGGACUUUGAAUAAAGAUUGACAGCUCCCUCAAAGUGAAGUCAAAGUGUUGUGAUCGCCCCCUGGUGGCUGGCUGCAUCAUAGAUCAUGAACCCUGCCUCCUCCAUGUUAGCAGAUGGGACAUGGACCCGACUAAUCGCAUGUGUUCAUGUUUCUGAUAAGUUGGGGUGUACCUAGUUAUUUGAUGAUGAGUGAGACGUCAUGAUUGACACCUGACCCUUUCUGUGCUACACUCCGCUAAAGCUAAUGGAGUUUAUUUCAAAUCAGAAAUAAAAAGUCUUACAUA
Limanda limanda (common dab) is the source of this 1585-nucleotide messenger RNA. RefSeq names its product WD repeat domain 73 (gene wdr73). The transcript has 9 exons. The record is from RefSeq and is a predicted model, not a curated record. Lineage: Eukaryota; Metazoa; Chordata; Actinopteri; Pleuronectiformes; Pleuronectidae. Gene Ontology annotation, biological process: cytoplasmic microtubule organization. Gene Ontology annotation, molecular function: protein binding. Gene Ontology annotation, cellular component: spindle pole; cytosol. Bases 1 to 1227 code for a protein of 408 amino acids.